AUGAAUCUGUCUAAUGACGCGUCCAAUUCAGAAGGUCCAGAACCCGUCGAAUCACGCCAAAAAGGAGGAAGACGAAUUGCUUGUACAGCGUGUCGUCAAGCAAAGCUCCGUUGCCUAAGAUCAGAUACCAACUCUAGAACAUGCAUUCGAUGCCAGAAGCAGGCGCGAGAAUGCGUGGUGGAUUUGGAAUACAAACGACUAAAUAAGAAGGAACGUCUCAAUCAUCUUGUGCAACAGCAGAUCAAGGAGCUCCAAUCUGCUAAUUCAGCUGCUCCAAUCCCUGUUGUCCAGCAUCAUCCUCAACUUGAACUACCAGAAAUUGGCAACACGGAUUUCGCACCCCUUUCCAAUGGCCAGGCCGGCAGUCACAGAAGCCCGUCAAAUUCUGACCUACAAACGAUCAAUUCGAGUCGUGCCAACACUGUCACUGGCACACAUAGCAGCGUUGACCAAAAUCCAUCUUACCAGACGCCGUCCCAGCCGCCAAUGAAUACAGAAUAUGUCCCAGAAGAAACGCGACGUCAGUCUUUGGAUCAUGUCACAUUAGAUCCUGAACAGAUCGAUCACCUCUUUGACAUCUAUCACAGAUCCUACCAUCCGCUCUUCCCGAUCCUAGAACCCAUCCCACCCCCAAAUCUGGUGUUCGUUCAAGGACCCCUACUUUUCUGGACGAUCAUCGCAAUUGCUUCUCGUCAGGAUCUAGACGAUCCCUCUUUGAAGGCUGCGUUAAACCCAUGUGUGAUCAGACUACUUUGGCAGACCGUUGGAAUGCCGCCUCAUUCACUUCGCACGUUACAAGCCAUGUCUCUUAUCUGCAUGUGGCCGUUCCCGACUUCUUCAAUGUCCACCGACCCAACCUUUAUUUUAGCAGGUAUUCUCAAAUCGGCAGCUGUGCACAUCGGGCUACAUCAACCGGAAAUUUUACAAGACUACUCACGCACAAAAUUUAAGUUAGGAGAACAGGAGCUCAAGGAGGCAGUUAAAGUAUGGGCAGGAUGUUAUAUCGCCGCCGAAAACGCGACGACUUCGACCGGACAGGAUUCGUACUUCCCAUCAGACGGCACUAUCGAUCGGGCCAGCCUAGCCGAAAACCCAUAUGGCCUACCGAGGGAUCUUCAUCAUGUUUUGAUGAUUCAACACUUCUGUUGUAAGGUACAUCGUACCUUGAACGAUUCCAACUACAAUAGACCUGAACGAACUUUCAACCUGAAUUGUACUCACCUUUUGAGGGUCCUAGAAGAUGAGCUGAAAAGCCUAGAAAUGUCUUUGGGGAGACAACUUUCCUUCCACGUUCAAGUCGUACUUCUCUCAGCUCGCCUCCAACUUCAAGCCUACUAUCUCUUCAACGACACGGAUUCGACAGAACGGAGGUUGGGAGUUAUCAAGGCAUAUGAUACGGCGAUCGAGCUAAUCCUUCGUAUCAAAGCUGGCGAUAGCAUCAACGAUUUCAUCAGAUGCGCAUUUGGCGCGGUUAGGACUGUGUCAAUGAUUGCUGCGAUUUUGAUCAUGAAAGUCAUCCACUCGAGCUACUCGUCCUUCAUCAACAUUCCAGAGGGCAGGCGUGCUUUCAACGCAUUCUUGCUACUUGCCCGCCAAGGUUCUAUUGAAGAUAAUGACUUGUUUGGCAGAGCCAACAAAAUCUUGACUCAGCUUUGGGUAGUGCAUCGCUCUUUUCUCCAAGAGCAACAGAAGCACCCAACACUAACACACAAGUCUCGAUCCUUCUUCAGUGUCGCGUCUGACUCUUUAUGGUUGUGGCGGGAUCGUUUCGGGGGCCAGCCCGACAACGGAGCACCUCCACUGGUACGGACGAUCGUGCACAUCCCAGCACCUCAGUCCAAGCCUCAGGCACCGAAAGAUACAGCCGGGAAUGGGAAUGCCUUGGAAACACCCGCCGCUUCUCCCAAUCUCCACCACAAUCUCACCAGCCCACUCCAGCCCGACCAGUGGAUCGCAGAGCCUGACCAGUCCACGUUUCCGUUGGACUCUCUGGAAACUGGACAAGUCCUUGCGUCCCUGGAGAGCAUGCAACCAGUCGAUCAGAAUUGGAUCUGGGAUCUCGGGUUCCCUUCCCUCAGUACUUCCGAGUUCAACAUGUGGCCGACCAACUUGGGAGACCAACACGCCAAUCCUGGCGCACGAUGA
This is a messenger RNA of Exophiala mesophila, 2145 nucleotides long. RefSeq lists its product as uncharacterized. Gene Ontology annotation, biological process: regulation of DNA-templated transcription. The coding region runs from base 1 to 2145 and encodes 714 amino acids. The record is from RefSeq and is a predicted model, not a curated record. The transcript has 6 exons. Gene Ontology annotation, molecular function: DNA-binding transcription factor activity, RNA polymerase II-specific; zinc ion binding; transcription cis-regulatory region binding. NCBI's taxonomy places the organism in Eukaryota, Fungi, Ascomycota, Eurotiomycetes, Chaetothyriales, Herpotrichiellaceae. Gene Ontology annotation, cellular component: nucleus.